Messenger RNA from Macrosiphum euphorbiae (potato aphid), 1254 nucleotides. The record is from the annotation of a GenBank genome assembly. Lineage: Eukaryota; Metazoa; Arthropoda; Insecta; Hemiptera; Aphididae.
AUGCGUAUUAAAUUAAACCUUUGGCAACUGACACCGGACCGAAAUCCAGCAGUUUAUUGGCUUCAUAUAGACAGAACUUGCAUUACAUUAAUAAAACAAUUGAAAGAAAAAGUACGAAAAGUGUUAAAAGAAUCUCGUGAUAUAGAAUUAUGCUUUGACAAUGUACCAUUUCUAGAUGAAGAUGAUAUCAAUGCAAUUAAUGAAAACGAAGAAAUAGCUGUUAUACUGAAAAAAAAAAAUAUUUGUGAUGACCCAAAGUAUAUCCAAACCGAAAAAAAUACUAUUGAGUUCGAUACAGAAUUUGAUAUGAUUCCUGCUAAUACCCAUGGAGAUUUGUCCCCAUGUCGCAAAAAGAUUAAGCUCAAUAAAAAAUUAAAUUCAACUAAACAAAUAACAAAUUCUUUUGAUAAUGGAAUAUCAUCCCCUUAUUGUGAAGUGGAUGAUGAACCCAAUAAUGAUAAUGAAAAUUCAACUUCUUCCGAACUCUUAAAAAAAAUUCCAAAGAAAAGAAUUCGCAAGAGGACACAUAAAAAAAAAAAAAAUAAUGAACUUGUUGAAAACGAACCUGUUGAAAAUGAUUAUGUGGGUACUUUAUCCGAGACUUCUAUCAUAUCCUCAAAGGAAGCUAGUAAAUUGCAUAAGCGCUUUAAAUUAGAUAAUGGAGAAAACAAUCUACAAGAAGGUUGUUCUCCUUCCAUAAAUUCUGAAGAACUUCAUGUAACUACAGAAGUUUUUCGCUGUGACUCUCCAACUUUAAAUUCUAAAGAACAAACAAAUAUAAGCCUACCUGUCUGGAACUAUGAAAAACCAUUAAAUAUUAAAUUCAAUAAAGUUCCAGUAUUUGUACGUGGUCAAACAUGUACACCAAAGGCUUUUACAGAAAAUAGUUCUUCUAUUGAAAAUGAAAACAAUAAAUCUAAUGACAGCAUUAUAAGUGAAAAUUGUGAUAUGUUAGUAGUAGAUUGGAAGAACAUGACUCAGAUAAAAAUAACAAAUAUUACGGAGUUACAAAUUUAUGAUCUAUUACAAUUCAGAAUUAUGUCCAUGAAUGAUUGUGGUGAACCCCAAUUGUCAUCUGUUAUAACUGCACGUCUAGAUCACAUUUAUAAAUGUACAUUACAUAUUCAAGUACUUUCUGGAAUAAAAGAAUUUUUAACAAUUAAUCCAAAAUUCAAAAUGGAUGAUGAAGAAGAUAUUGGAACUCAGCGUGAAGUUGAAUUUGAUGAUUUAUUUGACAUUUUUAAACUAGUCUAA